AUGCACUAUCUAUUUCUACAUCCACUCAUCGGCGCUACGCUAAAGUUUUUCUUAUUUGCUCAUGUAUAUCACCACUCUGGAACAGGUCGUCUAUCCGGCGCCAACUCCCAUGACCCCCAUUAUUCACACCUUUCCUGUCGUCCAGAAGCGCACUACUUGGCGAAUAACCUUGAAGAACCCACGGCUAGCCACCAUUCGCAUAACCCUCAUCACCCUCACCACAUGGGGCAACAGCUGCAGCACUCACUCAGUACCGCCACUCAUUGGAAUCCCCAUCUCGCCACACCCCACACUAGCACAGGAGGCCCAUCAGCAGCUUUGGCUCUCUGCGGCGCUCUCGGUCUUCAUCAGGCGCAUUCUGGUAGCACUGGCGAUGGUAACCUAGGUGCCACCGCAGGUGGCUGUGGUGCUGGAGGUCUUGGUGGUGCCAGCGCAGGAGGAACGAAUGGUGCUAGUGGAGGAGGAUCUAUUGGCGUCGGUUGUACCCCAGUGAGCAAUCUUCCUCCCCAAGUUGACUCAGGGCUGACUGCGAAUCCUAUCUGGGGGAACUGGGUUCCCGGAAGAGGCACGUCAAACUCGGGUAGUGCAUUUAUUGGCGAGCAACAUCAAUUUCCAACUCAGUUGCUUCAAAACCAGCACAACGGCCUUGGCGGAGGUUGCCCUCGAAGAGUCGGAAAUGGUGCUGUCGCUGCUUUCGGCAGUGACGGCUCUAGUAGUACGGCUGGGGGCGUUUGGGCCGGUGGUAGUGCCGAUAGUACUUGUGUUGGGGGUGCAGGACAUCUUGGUGGGGCACUUGGGGCUGCAAUGGUCGCAAUGGCUGCAGCCACUCUGCACUCUGGAUCCAGUUUAAGUUCUCAGGGAGGUACGGGCAGUGGAACAUCGGCUAGUACCCCAGCAGGGGCUUCCUCAGCAUCACACUCGAUGCCAUCUUGGACGACGUUAGACUCGACAGUGUUGGUUCAACCUCCUAUUGCAACCUGGUCGGAGCAUCAGGGAGACCUUGUGGAACGUGUCCUCUGCCAUAGUAUUCAUGAUUUCCAGUAUUUGGCCAUUGGCUGGGUACAUUCCUAA
Molecule: messenger RNA, 1071 nt
Organism: Protopolystoma xenopodis
Lineage: Eukaryota; Metazoa; Platyhelminthes; Monogenea; Polystomatidea; Polystomatidae
Source: the annotation of a GenBank genome assembly